CGGGCUCCCGUCCAUACUGAGGAUUGGUUCGCUACACAGCUUACUGCUUGGCUCUUGGCAAGCUCCAGUAUUUACAUGCCCACUUCUGACGGUUGCCCUAUAUGUCUCGUUUAAUUGCGUGAAAUUCAAUCACCGAGCCGCAGUACGCAGAGAUCUCCGCCAUGGACCCUAUCAACUCAACGUCUUUAAACCCGGGGGCUGAGUAUGGAAAUCUGCCAUUUGACCAAUUCGUUUUAGCUAAUUGGGAUGUCAAUAAAGCGGAAGAGCGGAAUCAGGAGCAGUGGAAUGAACUUGCUUACAGGUGGCUGUCGAUGAGCCAUGUUGAUCGCAGUCCAUACUGGAUGAUAUGCAAUCCUGCGGAUAGUCCUCCUCCUGGCGCGCCUUAUCUGCCAGCACCAUCACGCAUCCAGCGUAUACUAGCUCCACAUCAGACGAUCACUGAGCGCAAUGCAACCCAGAAAUUUCUGAGUCGCAUCCCUUACCCAGUCUGGAUCCGUACUUGCUAUACGGCUGAACUCGAUAGCGCUUACCGGGAGAUGUUCGAGGAUGGCCAGACAGACUUUGGACCGGAAAUCGUUCUUGACGAUGAAAGCCUGUACGGUCAGUUUGGGCAUGAUUGGACGAAGGUUUUCCUACGUCUACCUCAACUCCCAGACACUAUAGUCUAUUACAACGAUGGGCAUCCGGAGAAGGACGAAUCUCAUGUUCCGAUCUCACCACCAAACGAUGAGGCGAGACUGCCGCUGUACAACGCAGUCAUGAAGUGCAAAUCGUUCCAUUAUCUCUUUGACGAGGAAGCACUCCGAGAGAGGCUGAUCAAGAUACACUUCAUCGACAUUCAUGGACAGUCAGUCUGGUUCAAUAGAAUUAGGCCGGAGCACAUUCAAGAUUUUGAAGCAAGUCCCACCGGAGGCCAUCUGUCAGGGCACCUUGAGACUUGUGGGGACGAACCUUCACUAUUGCAUCCAGGGACGUUGCUCUAUGCGGAGGAGUAGGGCACUGUGUUGAAUAUCUACUAUCUGAAGAACCACACUAUAAGCAAUCCCAACAUGACACCUCCGUUCCAACGCUUCUCCGCGACUUAGUCGGCGUUAGUAGGGUAUGGCGGGAAGCAACUACUUGGGAAAGUUGUGCUAGGUAGUGGAUUCCCAGUCAUCUCAGGCUCACAAUACUUCUCGAGUAGUACCAAACACACGUUGCUGAGC
This is a messenger RNA of Boeremia exigua, 1205 nucleotides long. RefSeq lists its product as uncharacterized. NCBI's taxonomy places the organism in Eukaryota, Fungi, Ascomycota, Dothideomycetes, Pleosporales, Didymellaceae. The coding region runs from base 162 to 995 and encodes 277 amino acids. The record is from RefSeq and is a predicted model, not a curated record. The transcript has 3 exons.